This is a messenger RNA of Brassicogethes aeneus, 1073 nucleotides long. Lineage: Eukaryota; Metazoa; Arthropoda; Insecta; Coleoptera; Nitidulidae. The record is from the annotation of a GenBank genome assembly.
AUGCAUAGACCGCAAAAGAAAUGCAAUUUUUCUGCUGAUGAUACGUGUGGUGCUGAGCACUACUAUUUUCCUUUACGUGUGGUGCUUGAGCCCGCGAGCACCGCUAUUCUCGCCGCCCGUGUUGUGGAGCAUAUAAGUAGUCGACGAUUGGUAGAUUUUAUUCCAAAUUCCAAAGCUCGAGCCAAUGCAUCAACCAGGUGGCUUGAACGAGCCAGUGUUAAAGCCUGUCUUGUUUCGUUGUCUCGAAGUUACAACGCUUCUCGAAGCGAUUACUUAACUAUUAAACUAACUAAACACUUAACUUCUAAUUAUUUGUAUAUCACUACUGUUCAAGAGUCUAUUUAUUUGCACGUAGAAACGUUACAAGAAAAAAUAAUAUCACUACAAUUAACAAAACCAGAGGAAUUAUCUAUAGAUUUGGCAAUGACCAGUAAAGAAAAAUAUGAACAUUUAAAGGAAGAAGACAUUGUUGAACCUCCCAGUCCAACCACAGAAGAGGAAAAAAUGUUAGACGUAAACAAGAAGAAAAGAAGGAAGCGUUCUAAAAAAGGAAAACAUUAAUCAUGCUUUUAAGAAUAUUUUAGAAAAGAAGUUUCUUUAGGGUGGUGGGAUAUGUUUAUUUUAGUUUAUUAAUUGUAUUUUAAAUUAUAUUUAAUUUUUAAGUAGGAUUCAAAUCUGAAAUUGUUAAUGUGUCAUUAUAAUGACACAACAUAAACAAUUUAUAGAUUGGUUUAAAUUUUGUUAAUCCUUGUUUACAUAAAUUACACCCAAAUUGUUAGGUACCAAUGAUUCUUGGUAUUCUUUGAGAAUUUUUUUUUAAAUUUUAUUAAGAAUAGAAAACCUUAGUUGCACUUCUUCAAGACACCCUAAUUUAUUUAAGUAAAUGGAAAAAAUACUACAUUCUUAAAAAAAUUUAAUAAAAACAUUUAUGAAUAAAAAUUAAAGAUUUUAUUUUUAUUUAUUUAUCAAAUAAUAUAUUAUACUUUAACAAAACAGUUUUAUAACUGUAAUUACCGUCAAAACCAUGAAAGUUUUAUAAGUUAUCGUCUCAAUAUAAUUUUUAAAUUGAAAAA